GGCGUCGGAAGAACAUGUGCGACAGCGGUUGUCCGCAAACGGCGUAGCUCACGUGCGUAGUGAUAAAGACGGCGAGCCCGAGACCUAUUGGGAAGGAAUAAAAAAAGAAAUCCAGUAUCGUCGCUCUCCGUAAUCCUACCCUGUUCCACUUGGAAGUCCAACCCGGAAUUUAACGUCGGCCUGGGCUAGGAUUUUGUCCGAGGUAGUACCUCGCGAAAGCUGAAGACGUUUUUGGGGCAAGUAGACGGCUUGCCACUAGACAUUCUAUAAGGCUCGGCUACGGCGAGGGAGCCGCCAUGGCAGUCGGUUCACUGAGGCUCCACAUCGGAAUAUGAAGAGGAACUGGACGGGCCACAAAACGCCGCAUUUAGCCUUCGUGCUAACAUUAGCCUCUUUCUAAAACCCACCCUGGAUCUGGAGAGAUUUCUUUUUUAAACGCACAACCAAGGAGGCCCAAUUCAUGACUAUUUUAGUAGAAGACAUCUCUUCCUAAAGGGCCCCCUUGAAAUAUUCCAAACGGGGGAUAAUGCACACAUUUGGACCGAAAGGAUUGGUUUAUUAGGCGAGCGUGUCCACUUGUGCAACAUAUUUGCUGUCACCCCUUGUUUUCUUUUAAUUUUUUGGAUGAAAAGCUCCAGAGAUCCCAUAAGUGGCUAAAGCAAGUCGUGCGAGAACCAGCAAAGAGCUCUUUGAUCAUGUCGGGUCGGCCAAGAACCACUUCAUUCGCGGAGAGCUGCAAGCCGGUGCCGCAGCCGUCCGCUUUCGGCAGCAUGAAAGUCAGCAGGGAUAAAGAUGGCAGUAAGGUAACAACAGUAAUGGCCACUCCAGGCCAAGGCCCUGACCGGCCACAGGAAGUGAGUUACACUGACACGAAGGUGAUCGGCAACGGCUCGUUCGGCGUCGUGUAUCAGGCCAAGCUGUGCGACUCCGGAGAGCUGGUGGCUAUCAAGAAGGUGCUGCAGGACAAGAGGUUUAAGAACCGCGAGCUGCAAAUUAUGAGAAAAUUGGACCACUGUAACAUCGUACGUCUGCGCUACUUCUUCUAUUCCAGUGGAGACAAGAAAGAUGAAGUGUACCUGAAUCUGGUCUUGGAUUACGUUCCUGAGACAGUCUACAGAGUGGCCAGACAUUACAGCCGAGCCAAGCAGACGCUGCCCAUGGUCUAUGUCAAGCUGUACAUGUACCAACUAUUCCGAAGUCUGGCCUAUAUCCAUUCAUUCGGUAUCUGCCAUCGGGAUAUCAAGCCUCAAAACCUGCUACUGGAUCCCGAGACAGCCGUGCUGAAACUCUGCGACUUUGGCAGCGCCAAGCAGCUUGUACGUGGCGAGCCAAACGUAUCCUACAUCUGCUCUCGCUAUUAUCGAGCCCCGGAGCUCAUAUUCGGAGCCACUGACUACACCUCCAGUAUAGAUGUGUGGUCAGCAGGGUGCGUGCUAGCCGAGCUGUUGCUAGGUCAACCGAUCUUCCCCGGCGACAGCGGAGUGGAUCAACUGGUGGAAAUUAUCAAGGUUUUGGGGACACCAACGCGGGAGCAGAUCCGCGAGAUGAACCCCAACUACACAGAGUUCAAAUUCCCCCAGAUUAAGGCCCAUCCAUGGACUAAGGUGAGUCAACAGACCUCUGUGUGUGCGACUGGUGUGCAGGUGUUUCGGCCGCGUACGCCGCCCGAGGCAAUUGCCCUGUGCUCGCGGCUGCUGGAGUACACGCCCACUGCGCGCCUCACGCCUCUGGAGGCCUGCGCGCACUCCUUCUUCGACGAGCUGCGCGACCCCAACGUCAAGCUGCCCAACGGCCGCGAGAAGCCUUCCCUCUUCAAUUUCACUACACAAGAGCUGUCCAGCAAUCCGUCUCUGGCCUCCAUUCUCAUCCCGGCCCACGCUCGCAGUCAGGCCGCCGCUUCCACCCCGACCAACGCCUCCGCCACCACAGACGGUAGCAGCACAGAUCGAGUCCCCAGCACCACCAGCGCCUCUGCUUCCGCCUCCAACUCAGCUUCCUGAGCACAGCCUUCCGCCCGCCCUCCGCCCGUUGUUGUCCUCCGGCCAGCCGCAAAAAUCUGCCUUUCCCACAAAGCCGUUUCACAGACAGGUGUGUGAACUCCACAUCAACGUACACGCGAAGCUCGUCCGCUAAUGUUUUCAUGGACGAUUGUAUGCAUUAAAAAGCAACCAAUGUCCAGCAUCCUCACCACCCUGAUUCCUUUCCUCCUAUUAUAAUGCAUGGCCUGAACGGUUAGGGGGUACCGGAGUCGGGUGGGGUGCAGUUAAAGGCAUGAGGCUCGUGCUAGCAUACACAAACACACAAAAACACAUACACAGUUGCAUGUGCAAAGAAGCAAUUCCAGACGGGAAUUUGUUUUAUUUUAAAAAUGCUUAGCAAGCCGGUUUACUCAAAUUUUAUUUUAAAAUAUUUUUCUACCCCACUCGGGCAAUUUUAUUUUAUUUUUUUGUGUCGGAUGUGACAUGUUUAUCUGGUCCUGUGUGCUUGUAUAAUAUAUACAUACAAAAAAAAAAAAAAAACGCAUUACAUACAGUUUAUAUAUUACUUUACUUAUGUAUAAAAAGUAUAUAUAGAUAUAUGUAUAUUAACUACCACGGUUCUGAAGUCUGUUCAUGGGUGAGUUCAUAUCAGUCUCAGGCAGUAGCAAUAUUUGCUGCUGACAAACAAUAGGAACAUUUUUUUGUUGGAAUUUUCCGUUUGUCAUCUUCAUCACGGAACGUUUUUCCAUUCGUAUAUAGCCAAAUAUAUAUAUAUAAAAAUCACUGUCAUAAAAAAUGUAACCUGAAAGGGUGAGUCAUUUUUGUACUCAUUGGCUGCCAUUGACGGUGAUAGACGUCCAAUUCAUCUGGACUAAGGACGUCUAUCGCUGCUAAUGGCACUGGAGCGUCUCUGUGAAUGUCAAUGAGUUAAAAUAAAAAAACGACUCACUACACAUAAAAAAAGCUAAAAUUGUACAUACAGUAUAGCUGCUCCUCACCAAAAGUCAUUUUUACAUGAUUUCUUUUUUGUUCUGUAAAUAAAUACGCAGACCCAUGUACUGUUUAAAAAGAAAAAAAAAAGUCAGAAUCAGGGCAAAUGUUGAGCGCUUGAUGGAUAUUUUCGACGAUUAUCCAGCCAUAUGUCCAAUGAUGACCUGUACAGUACAGUAGUUCUUGUAAUGACAACUCGUCAUGUAUAGUGUAAGUAUAGUUUGGAGUGCCUUUGCUUUCAUACACCUUCGCCUUGUCGCCACCCCUUCUGUAAUCGUGACUCCUCCCCUUUUCCCUUUGGUGCUGUUGAAUGUCCCCGACCCCCCCCCCCCCCACACACUUAAUUGUAAUAUAAAGAUUGUUCAUUGACUGUUAAUAGUAAUGAUAGUUUCCUUUUAAUGUUUAUUUGACGAGGCACGGCAGCAGUCCUCAUGAACCUCAGAUGACUGUAUAUAUUGUAAAAUGCAGUAUUACAAAGGAGUAUUAGGGCCACAUGGGAAAUGAAUGUGAAAACAGUUGUGAAAUUGCAAGAAAUUUUCAUAAUUGUAUUUGGGUAUUGUAGAACAGAAGCAUACUACUGACAACAAGAAAGUUCAGUAUCAAAUUACAAAAUUUUAAUAAUGUGUUUAAAACAAAAACAAACACAUUUUUAACCCUCUAUAUAUCAUUUUUAAUCACAGUUUGGUUUCCAAGCAAAGCGGAAACUUUGUCACAGUUUGCACAGUUCUUCGUAGAACUGAUUAUACUGCCGGACUUGUAAACAUAGAGGCGAGUUUAUUUGAAAAAAAAAAACAAACAAACUAGAUAUUCAAGAAGUUGAAGGUCAACUGCAACAUUAAACAGUCAUAACAAAGAAAAUUACACAUGCUGAGGAUUAAAAUGCAAAACUUUCCCGAACGCGGCCACUAGCUUAAUGCUAAUAUACAAUGGAAUACGCCAUUCAAGUGCUAACCAAGAUUAGCGUUGGAGGCAUAUGCUCAAAAAAAUAAUUUAAGAAAUAAUACAAUUUAAUUGUAAUAUUACUGACUAUAUAAACUUCAUUUUGAUAUAUUUACAAGUGUUUAUGUGCAAUAUAUUUCAUUACCACUUCAGUCUCACAAUAGCGCAAAUUUAUUUUCUAUUAGAGUGAUCCACGGAUAGAAAGACAUGUAGUUCUUAAAAGAUAAAUUUUAGUACAAGUAAUAAUAAUUUGAUAUUAAAACCCUUGUUAAUGUUUUCGUUUCAAUAAUAUAUGUAGAAUUAUUUUAACUAGUAGGUCGCUAUUGUUGUUGACGUCGCUGGGCGGUGACAUCACAGGGCCACGCUGCCGUACUUCACAGUGUCACGCAAAAAAAAAGUGUCACUCUUUAAUUAUGUAAGGUAGUGAUUUAAAUACGCCACAAGGUGUCAUUGGCGAGUUUUACAUUAAUUAGGGAUCAAGCCAAUGAGUGCGUUUUGUCCCUUGACUGACGCCAUAGUUUUCCUUUAAUGCACAAUGGGGUGUAAGGCAGAGAGAAAUAUUUGUAUAAGCUUCAGCAACUCCUUCCCAACGGAAAUAAUUAUCAUAUAGUGAAAAUACAACAAAAAUAAUAUUCAUCUCUCUCAAAAAAUAAUGUUCACAAAAAGAAAAGUACUACAGUCUGUAUUAAUGAGGCCCUAUUCUCACACAGUUAAACAACAAUGCAAAGAGAACUGGCAUUCACAAAUUCACAAUCAAAAUAUAUAUGCAUAAUACCCAUAAAACUUACUCAGAGAUCGGUCAAAUUCUAUUUAAACGGUUUAGCAACUCGUUUAGCUCAACAAAUGCACUGGAUGGCAAUAUUUAGUCACAAUACACAAACUAUUAUGCUGGGAGCCAUUAUUAGAAGUCUUGUUUGUUGUGACUGACUUUACUACGGUGUCAGUCGAGGGACAAAACACACUCUUUGUCUUGAACUCUUUAUUAAUUUAAAACUCGCCAGUGAGACCUUCUGGUGUAUUUAAUCACUACCUUGUGGUGUAUUUAAUCACUAGCUAGUAUGGCAGAGUGGCCAUGUGACGUCACCACCGUGCAACGUCAACAACAAUGGCGAGCUACUCGUUUAUUUUAUUUUUUGUUUAAAAUUUUACAAAUUUUAUUAAAAUGAAAACAUUAAGAGGGGUUGUAAUAUCAAAUUAUUAUAACUCAUACUAACAUUUAUCUUUUAGGAACUACAUGUCUUUCUAUCUAAGGUACCCUUUAACUCGUUGGCUGCCAUUGACUACGUCCACUGAACAGACAUUCAUUCGAACAUGAACAAAAAUUCAUUUGUUGCCACCCUCCUACUUCAAAAUAUUUGGACGUCUACUAGUGAUAAACUAACUUCAAUUUACAACAGAAGGAUGAUUGGACGCCUCAAGAUUGGACAUCUAGCACCAUCAAUGCCAGCCAAUGAGUUAAUUUUGAUUAAUAUCCUCAUAACAUGAAAAAAAUGUUAGUUGUUUCUUAUUUGUGACCCUAAUAUUCCUUUUUUGGUUGUCGCAGAAAGUAACGUUGAAUAUUUCACAAAAGUUAGUCCAGUAUUCGGUAGCACCUAAGGGUUCGAGUCAUGUGACCUCCCUCCCACUUCCUGCUUGCUGUAAUUUUGCAUCCACGAAAACCCGCCCACUUCCACAAAAACACAAAGAUUGCCAAAAAAAAAAAAAUUAAGUGGAGAUGCUCGUGUACUUUGAUAGCAAAGCACAAUGUGCUAAUCGGGUUUAAGAAAAGAGAAUUGUUUGAAGACUCAAAAAAAAAAAAUAAUAAAACCACCAAAAAAAAAAAAAUUCCCGUAUAACAGUACUACUACUUGAAUGACUCUGUGACUGAACAUUUUUAUUUUGUUAUCCUUUGUUCUGUGAAGUUAUGCUAAAUGUGCGUCUCUGUAAAUAUUCCCUCUGCGUGCUCUGAGGAAUAGUUACCUCCCUGGUACUGUAAUUUGCAUUAAAUAAAGAGUAGGAUAGCUUGGAAAUGAACACAA
Messenger RNA from Corythoichthys intestinalis (scribbled pipefish), 5926 nucleotides. RefSeq names its product glycogen synthase kinase 3 beta, genome duplicate a (gene gsk3ba). The transcript has 11 exons. Gene Ontology annotation, molecular function: protein serine/threonine kinase activity; ATP binding; tau-protein kinase activity. The record is from RefSeq and is a predicted model, not a curated record. Lineage: Eukaryota; Metazoa; Chordata; Actinopteri; Syngnathiformes; Syngnathidae. Gene Ontology annotation, biological process: regulation of neuron projection development; negative regulation of canonical Wnt signaling pathway; protein phosphorylation. The coding region runs from base 696 to 2000 and encodes 434 amino acids. Gene Ontology annotation, cellular component: nucleus; beta-catenin destruction complex; cytoplasm.